Molecule: messenger RNA, 1820 nt
Organism: Helicoverpa zea (corn earworm)
Lineage: Eukaryota; Metazoa; Arthropoda; Insecta; Lepidoptera; Noctuidae
Product: esterase FE4-like
Exons: 4
Coding region: 230-1810 (526 amino acids)
Source: RefSeq, a predicted model, not a curated record
CAAACAAAAUGACACAUUUUCCUGUCACUCAAUGUUUAAAAACUUUCAAUUUUCAAAAUAAAUUAUUUUGUUUGUUGUCGGUCUUGUGCGGGGUUUGUUAUGAAUGAAUGUAAAAUAAAGGUCAUCUAAUAAAUCGUUUUGGACCAUAAAUAAGCUAAGAAACAGGUUAAAAAUAUCAAGUGUUUGGAUUUGUUCUGCUAACUUGUAAAUAAAAAACCUGGAAACAGAAAUGUUGGUACAAGUAAAAGUUUCCCAAGGCACAUUGCAAGGAAAAGAAUGCACAACAUACUAUGGGAAAAAAUUCUAUAGUUUUGAAGGAAUACCCUAUGCUAAGCCACCUGUCGGCCGAUUGAGAUUUCGUGACCCACAAGAACCAGAAAGUUGGAAAGGCGUACGAGAUGCUACUAGACCAGGCAAUAAGUGUUGCCAGCUUAAUCCAUACAUACAAUCGAAUCUAGAAGGUUCUGAGGACUGCCUCUACCUAAACGUAUACACUCCGAGUUUGCCAAGCGAAAAACUUGAAAAACUACCAGUAUUAUUUUUCGUUCACGGUGGUAGAUUUAUUUUUGGUUACGGUGACUAUUAUAAACCAGAUUAUUUUAUGAAACAUGACGUUAUUUUGGUCACAAUAAAUUACAGAUUGAAUGUACUAGGGUUUUUGUGCUUACAUAUACCAGAAGUGCCUGGUAAUGCUGGAUUAAAAGACACAGUUUUCGCUCUACGCUGGGUUAGGAACAACAUAGACAAUUUUAAUGGAGACUGCAACAAUGUGACCGUUUUCGGAGAAAGCGCGGGAGCGGGUGCAGUAGCGUCCUACAUGACUUCCAGAAUGGCAGAAGGACUGUUCCACAAAGUCAUAUCCCAGUCAGGGAACUCUAUAGCAGAUAUUUAUAUGAUAGAUGAUGAUCCUAUAGCAAAAGCGAAGCAUAUAGCUGCAAACUUGGACAAAGACCUGACUACCCCAAGAAGUAUAUACGAGUUUCUAUUAGAAGUGCCCAUACAGGAGCUUUUAGUGGCUUUCGGCAUGGCAGAAAUGAGCCGACCACCGGCAGUAAUCAACGCAUAUUUGUUACCAGUCGUCGAACGACAAUUCGAUGGGGUCGAGCAAUUUUUCAACGAAUACCCCCGAAUCGAUAUUCCCCUAAAUCGAUUCACGAAAGUUCCCAUUCUAACCGGCAUGAAUUCCCACGAAGGGGCUUUAUUUUUGCAGAAAAACGGUCAAGGCAAUGUAGAAUACGAAAAAGACUUUUAUUACUUCAUUCCAAAUUAUUUACAUAUUGCAAGGAAUGAUAAAAGGGCCCAACAGAUUGUCGAGAAAAUUAAGAAAUUUUACUUCGGUGGUAAACCUGUUGAUGAUAGCACUAAAUUGGAAUACGUCAAUAUGGUUUCUGAUACAUUUUUUCAAUAUCAAAUUAUGCUUUUGCCGGAGAUUUUGUCGAAGGUCAACGUUGAUGUAUAUGUAUACAAAUUUCAGUAUUCAGGGAAUUUGAAUACUAGGGUCAUGAGGAGUUUGGAUUUAGCGGGAGCGAGCCAUGGAGACAUGAUACAAUAUCAAUUCUAUAGAGAUACUAAACAUAAAAAAUGCGAUGCAAAGGAUUUAAAAAUAGUCGAAAUGCUAUCCGAAGCUUGGUGUACCUUUGCUAGAAAUGGAAAACCAACGUGGAAAAACCAGGAAACUGAAUGGUUGCCGUACACGAAAAAGGGCAAACAUGUACUUAUAAUUGAUAAAGAAAUAGAAUGCAUUACAAACCCUGAUAUGGACAGACUAAAAUUCUGGCUAGGUGUUACGGGAGAGCUUUCCAAAUUAUAAUGAUUAAAAA